AUGGGCAGUACUCCAGAUACUGCUGUCCCGCGACUGAUCGUUGUGGAUGACACGGACCCGUUGAUUCAAUACUCACCUUCUAGCGCGUUUUCCCUCGAUUCGGAAGGCAAGCUAGAUGGCCAGGGAUACGGUGGACCAGUGUUCAAUCGGACCCUCACAGGAACCUCAACCAACGGGUCGUUCACCUAUAAUUUUAACGGUAAAAUGCCAGAGGCAUUCAAGUUUCGUGCACCUCCUCUGUUGACGCUGAUUUUUCGAUUGAUAAUAGGCACAUUUGUCCGCACUAUAGUGGCUGCCGAAGGGCUAUAUGGUGGGAAUUGCAGUGUAGAUGACCAUGUCAUCGCGAGUUUCGAUGUGGACACACCUCAGGUCACGAAUUACAUUGCAUGUGAUUCCGCAGGGCUAUUAGAGGGUUCUACGAGCGAGCAUACCUUAGGAGUCAACUUUUUUUUCUUCCCGACCUCACCGUCAAAUUCUUCUCUUUGGCUUGAUAGUAUACAAUAUCAACCACUGCCAUCCAAUCCCCUAGAUGCUGCGACUCUCCGAAUUGAUGGAAGCGACACUUCAAUCAUCUACAACGAUGUUUCCGGUGGAUGGUCCGAGUCUUUCGGUGCGAAUGCGACAGAUAACGCAGCAACAAGUGUGAAUUUUAUCUUCAAUGUGAAUACUGGCAAUCCUUUUGUGAGGAAUGCUAGCCCUGCCUUCUAUUCCCUGGAUGGAAAUUCAACCAGUUUCGAUCUUCCUGGAAGCAUGCAGACGGUCAACAGUGGUGGAAAUUUCUCAAAUAUUCUCAAUUGGCCUCUUUUCACUGCUACCGGGCUUCCUGCAUCCCAAAACAACAUGGAAAUUGCUCCCUCUCCCAACGGUACUCUUAACCCACAAUUUCUUAUCAUUGACUAUUUCAUUAUCCGAACCAACCCCUCAACCAAGAGUGGUGGCGCGUCUACCCGAGUUAGUGCAAUUGUUGGUGGUGUCAUCGGAGGUGUCGUUGGGCUUGCUGCACUCUUGCUGGCAUUAUAUUUCUUCUGCAUACGGAGAAGGCAUUUUCAACACUAUUCUAACAGUGGGACAGUGCCAGAUUUCGGUGCUGUGACCCAGUAUCCCAGUCUGAGCACAUUUUCACCGGAUGCUCUGUACACGACAAAGAGAGCGCAGAGCUCAGGAGUACAAAGAGGGGUAGAUCGUCGUGGUGAGGCGAUACCGCAGACCGAUAGUGGUGUCAGGCUUCCUCCUCUCGACGAGGUUCCACCAAUAUACACAGAAUAUUGA
Messenger RNA from Lentinula edodes (shiitake mushroom), 1269 nucleotides. RefSeq lists its product as uncharacterized. NCBI's taxonomy places the organism in Eukaryota, Fungi, Basidiomycota, Agaricomycetes, Agaricales, Omphalotaceae. The transcript is spliced from 2 exons. The record is from RefSeq and is a predicted model, not a curated record. Bases 1 to 1269 code for a protein of 422 amino acids.